Hirundo rustica (Barn swallow) is the source of this 883-nucleotide messenger RNA. It is a transcript of the gene TPT1, whose product is annotated as tumor protein, translationally-controlled 1. The transcript has 6 exons. The coding region runs from base 142 to 660 and encodes 172 amino acids. Gene Ontology annotation, molecular function: calcium ion binding. Lineage: Eukaryota; Metazoa; Chordata; Aves; Passeriformes; Hirundinidae. Gene Ontology annotation, cellular component: cytoplasm. The record is from RefSeq and is a predicted model, not a curated record.
GCGCAUGCGCGGUGACGCGCGGGGCCGUGCCCGCUAUAUGAGCCCCGGCAGGCGCUGACUCGGCCCUUUCCGCCCCGCUCCCGCCCCGCGCCCGGGUCGCUGCGCUGAGACCCCGCGCCCCCGCCGCCCCUCGCCGCCGCCAUGAUCAUCUACCGGGACUGCAUCAGCCAGGAUGAGAUGUUCUCGGACAUCUACAAGAUCCGGGAGGUGGCGGACGGCCUGUGCCUGGAAGUGGAGGGGAAGAUGGUCACCAGGACAGAGGGUCAAAUUGAUGACUCUCUAAUUGGUGGCAAUGCCUCUGCUGAAGGUCCUGAGGGAGAUGGAACAGAAGCCACGGUCAUAACUGGUGUUGACAUAGUAAUUAACCACCACCUUCAGGAGACCAGCUUCACAAAAGAAUCCUACAAGAAGUACAUCAAGGAUUACAUGAAAGCAAUCAAAGCCAGACUUGAGGAACACAAGCCAGAGAGAGUAAAGCCUUUCAUGACUGGGGCUGCAGAACAAAUCAAACACAUCCUUGCCAACUUCAAAAACUACCAGUUCUUUGUAGGGGAGAACAUGAAUCCAGAUGGAAUGGUGGCUCUCCUGGAUUUCCGUGAGGACGGUGUGACCCCAUAUAUGAUUUUCUUUAAGGACGGCUUAGAAAUUGAGAAAUGUUAACAAAUCAAACACUAUGGUUUUGGAUCACUUGUCUUCAUAGCUGGCUGCUGUUUCUUCUUCAUCAGCACAACACCAGGAAUCAGCAAUGUCUAACAACUGGACUGAUGUCAUCUUGAGCUUUAUUCACUUAUUUUGACCCUGAUUUGGAGUGGAGGCAUUGUUUUAAAAAAACAAAAAAACAUCUAUCAUGUAGGUUGUUGAAAAUAAAACUCAUUUAAACCCA